AUGGAUUUGAUGUUGACAGGAAUCAAGCAAGAAUAUGUUGUUGGGUUGAUGUGCACACAAAAAUGGAGUCGAUUCGCAUUUCGAGGAUCGCGAAGUUUGGAGUUGAGAUGUUUCGAUGGAGUCGUCUCCAAUGGUCCUGGAGUGUUUGAUGGACACACGAUCGUACACAGUCCAAGGAGAAGGGGCCGGCCAGUCGUCAUUUUCAUCCACAAUAAUCAAUUGAGAACCAUCUAUCGGGCGAAUGAUGGCGAUGUUGCAAUAGUGCAGCAGGAAAAGUUAAUAGAUAUGAAGGAGUAG
This is a messenger RNA of Botrytis porri, 297 nucleotides long. RefSeq lists its product as uncharacterized. NCBI's taxonomy places the organism in Eukaryota, Fungi, Ascomycota, Leotiomycetes, Helotiales, Sclerotiniaceae. The transcript has 3 exons. The record is from RefSeq and is a predicted model, not a curated record. Bases 1 to 297 code for a protein of 98 amino acids.